Messenger RNA from Mytilus californianus (California mussel), 4706 nucleotides. RefSeq names its product H(+)/Cl(-) exchange transporter 7-like. Gene Ontology annotation, cellular component: lysosomal membrane; intracellular membrane-bounded organelle. Gene Ontology annotation, molecular function: voltage-gated chloride channel activity. Bases 256 to 2676 code for a protein of 806 amino acids. Gene Ontology annotation, biological process: transmembrane transport; viral genome replication; chloride transport. The transcript is spliced from 23 exons. NCBI's taxonomy places the organism in Eukaryota, Metazoa, Mollusca, Bivalvia, Mytilida, Mytilidae. The record is from RefSeq and is a predicted model, not a curated record.
UGAAUAUAAUUUGGUUUCCUCCACCAUACUUUCGGUUUCGCAUUCAAAUUAUGAAUUAAUGAGUCACAAUAUUUUUGUCAGUUUUUGUUUUCUUUUCCUCUAGCUACUUAAAAGCGGGAAACAAAGAUUUAUAUCAAAUCUAAGAAAUAAACUGACAAAAAAUAUGAAAAUGUAUGAUACAAGGAAACAAAUGUAUACUUCUUGCAUGGAUAUCUUCAUUGAAUCUAGACUAGAGUUUGAACGUGUUCAGAGAAAAUGUCAUUGAUUGGAAAACGAUGCACAGAAUACAUUGAACUUUCUGAAAUAGGUUGUGCUCUCAAAAAUAACAAUACAACAUCUUACGGUUCAACACAAUUGGUGGAAGAUUCGGUAAACUUUUUGACAUCUUAUACCUCUACUUUGUCAUCUCAACAAGGAGUCAAUACAGUGACUAGUAGUAUCAAUGAGCCCCGUAAAACACAUGUACCUAAACAUAUACCUGAUGAAAAGAUACUGUCUGGAAAGUAUGAGAGUCUGGAUUAUGACAUCGUUGAAAAUGACCUGUUUGAGGAGAUGCUUAAAAAUAAUACAAAUAAGGAUUACAUAAAAACUGAGUUUUUAAGAUGGCUGAUCAUGGGUAUGAUAGGUAUAUUAACUGGACUGGUUGCCUGUUUUAUAGAUGUGUGUGUCAUACAGACAACACAAUUAAAGUUUGAAUAUAUUAAAGAUUACAUAGCUACUUGUUUAGAAUCAUUCUGUUUAGAGGUACCUUUGCUGAUUUGGAUAUGUUGUAAUGCAUUUCUUAUAUUGAUUGGUUCCUUCCUGACUGCCAAAUUUGCUCCGGUGGCCUCUGGUAGUGGAAUCCCACAGAUAAAAUGUUUCUUGAAUGGUGUAAAAGUUCCACAUGUGGUCAGACUGAAGACAAUUGUUAUUAAAAUUGUAGGAGUAAUAUGUGCCGUGUCUGGUGGACUCAUUGUAGGAAAGGAAGGACCAAUGAUUCAUUCUGGAGCAGUGAUAGCUGCUGGUAUUUCUCAGGGCAAAUCCAGUACAUUCCUCUUUGAUUUUAAGAUAUUUGAAAUGUUUAGAUCUGACCAUGAAAAGAGAGAUUUUGUGUCAGGGGGUGCUGCGGCAGGUGUAUCUGCUGCCUUUGGAGCUCCAGUUGGAGGUGUUUUGUUUAGCUUGGAGGAAGGGGCCAGUUUCUGGAAUCAAGCUUUGACCUGGAGAAUUUUUUUUGCUUCCAUGUUGUCAACAUUUACAUUAAACGUUGUACAGAGUUUUGUGAAGGGACAUCCAUUAGACCUGUCUUCUCCUGGUCUCUUCAAUUUUGGAAAAUUUGAGACAACAACCUAUGGAGGAUUAGAAAUACCAAUAUUUAUUUUAAUGGGUAUUGUAGGUGGACUUCUUGGUGCUUUAUUUAACCAUAUUAACUGCAAACUGACCAUUUUUAGAAGAAAAUAUAUAACCAAGGUUUACUUGCAAGUUUUAGAAGCAGUUAUAGUUGCUCUUUGUACAGGAACAGCUUUCUAUGUCUGCUUAUAUUUUGAUAAUGACUGCCAGGUCAUGGAGAGUUCAGAAUCACAAGAGAAUGGAAUUCAGUUCUUCUGUGCUGAUGGAAAGUUUAGUUCUAUGGCUUCAGUGAUGUUCAGAUCUCCAGAGGAAAGUGUAAAAAGUUUAUUUCAUGAUUUGCCAGAGACCUACCAACCAACCACAUUGAUUUUAUAUUGUUCCAUGUGUUUUUUUCUUGCCUUGUGGACAUAUGGUCUUUUUGUUCCAAGUGGACUUUUUAUACCAAGUCUUCUUAUUGGUGCUGGAUGGGGUCGUUUGGUUGCCAUACUUCUACAUUACAUCAGCCCAACAGCUAAAUGGGUGACCUUUGAAAAGUAUGCAUUACUUGGAGCAGCAGCACAACUUGGAGGCAUAGUGAGAAUGACAAUUAGCCUGACAGUCAUUAUAAUGGAGGCUUCUGGGAACAUUACUUUUGGACUUCCUGUUAUGAUUGUGUUGAUGGUUGCCAAAUGGGUGGGGGAUAUUUUUAAUGAGGGAAUUUAUGAUAUGCAUAUUCACAUGCAAGGAGUUCCACUGGUUGGCUGGGAACCAUCUUCUAUGUUAUCCACUAAAAGAGCAAGUGAGGUGAUGAGCCACCCUGUAACAGUAUUUAGAACAAAAGAAACAGUUGGCAGAAUUAUAGAUGUUCUGAAGUCAGAGACACACAAUGGAUUUCCAGUAGUGGAGGAUUAUGAUCCUUUUGUUGAACAGUCUUUCAAGGAUGAGGCUGAGAGUUUUGGGACAUACAAAGGUGUUAUACUGAGAUCACAACUUAUAGUUUUAUUGAAAAUGAAGGCUUUUGAAGAGCAUGAAGAUGUACAAGCUGUGAAAUCAGUAUUGAAUAUAAAAGAUUUUCGGGAUGCCUAUCCUAGGUUUAUACCUAUACAUCAAAUUAAUAUAUCUCCACAUGAAAGAGAAUUUACAAUAGAUCUACAGCCUUAUAUGAAUCCUGGAGCAUAUACAGUCUCACAUAAUUCUUCAUUUCCAAGAAUAUUCAGAUUAUUUAGAGCUCUUGGACUUAGACAUUUGGUAGUAGUUAAUGAAAAUAAUAAGGUGAUUGGCAUGGUAACAAGAAAAGAUUUAGCCAGAUACAGAAUCUCAUCUCAUUUUGGAAAUGUACAGAUUGAUGAGUUGUACAUUUCACAGUCUUGAUGGAUAUUAACAUUGACUGAUAAAACCCACCUUUGCUAUGAUAUUAUUUUUUCAAACAACUGCAGAUUUAAUGUUUGUAUUAUCAGAAAAGUUUCUUUAUUGUUACCUUUAAGGGAUCAAGAAAGGGAAUAUUUUUUUUGUUUCCAGACACCAGCAUUAUAGAGAUUCAUGCAUUCCUUUAUCUUGAAUGAUUUUCAGUGGUUCUUGGAAAAGGUGCAAUUUUUAAAAUCUUUUCCAUUUUGAUCAAGGAGAAGCUACAGUUUUCAUGAUUGUCUGUUAAGUUUUAAAUACCCCAGAUUUUUUUUCUGAGAUUAAAUAGUUUUCUUAAUUAUAUCAAAAAGUAAUCUACACAGUUUCUUGCAAAGCAAAUAGUAGAUUUGUUUCCAUGUAUGACAUGGUCAUUGUUAAGUUUUCUAAAUCUUCAAUUAUAUGAAUAAUUAUACAGGAGUAAACCUUGAAAUGUUGUUGCAAGUUAUUUAUUUAAAAAAAGAAUACAUUUUUAGCUCACCUGGCCGAAAGGCCAAGUGAGAUUUUCUCAUCACUUGUCGUAUGUCACUGUUAAGGUUGUCGUUAACUUUUUACAAAAAAAAAAAACCAAGUUGCCACAAUUAUCAUUCAGGUAUGUAGUUCAAAAAACAUGUCCCAUGACCCCGCUUGCCAACCAACAUGGCAGACAUGACUAAAAAUAGAACAUAGGGGUAAAAUGCAAGUUUUGUCUAUUAUCUUGAAAACCGCUAUGAAAAGAGAAAAUCUGACAAUACAGAAAUGUUCAGAAUGUUAAGAUCUACCUGCUGUCCAUUAACAUCGAAACUGUCAGAUGACUUCUUAUAGGAGUUAUUGCCCUUCAAUGUAAAAUUUUACUGAUUUUUUUUCAUUUUUGCCUUUUAUUUUGAAAACUAUAAUAGGUAGAGAGAAAUUUUAAAUAGGAAAAAUGAUUAGACAGACAAGACCUACAAAUAAACAUGGCAGUUAUUGCCUCUUUAUGACAAAUUUUCCAUUUUUUUGCUUUUUUGAUUAAUAGUUUACAAAAUCUUCUCCUCUGUAAUUACUGGGCAAAAUUUUAUCAAACUUGGCCACAUUUAUUAUUAGGGUAUCUAGUUUAAAAAAUAUGUCUGUUGAUCCCACUUGCAAACAAACAUGGCGGACAUGGCUGAAAAUAGAACAUAGGGGUAAAAUGCAAGUUUUAUCUUGAAAACUGCUAUGAAAAGAGAAAAUCUGACAGGGACAGAAAUGUUCAGAAUUUUAAGAUCUUCCUAAUAUCUAUUAAAUUCAAAACCGUGAGAAGACUUCUUAUAGGAGUUAUUGCUCUUUAAUUACGAUUUUGCCAUUUUUUGGGGGGCGUUUUUAUGCCCCACGUCUUAGCGAAGGGGGCAUUAAGUUUUACCCUCAUUCGUCUGUACAUCCGUCUGUCUGUACGUCCUGAAAUUGGUUUCCAUUCUCUAACUUUAGUUUGCCUCAACCAAAUGUUAUGAAACUUAUACACACAAUGCUUAUUACCACAAAACACAGAUUCAGUUUGAAUUUGGGUGGCAUCACUUUUAACUUUCUAGAGUUAUGCCCCUUUACAAAUGGAAAAAUAGCUGAAAUUUAUCUUUUUCUGUUCUCUGACUUAAGUUUGCCUCAACCAAAUGUUAUGAAUCUUUUACACAAUGCUUAUUACCACAAAACUCAGAUCAAGUAAGAGUUUGGGUAGCAUCAUUUGUACGGUUCUUGAGUUAUGUCCCUUUAUAACGUUAUAUGCAAGCAGGGGCAUCAUUUGUUCCCAUGGACACAUUCCCCAUUUAUUUGUCAAAUGAUAUUGAUAGAUUGAUAAAUAUCCCAGAGUGCUGAUAGAAGAUAUAACAAUGUUUGGAUCUGUUUGUUCCAGUGUAGGGCUAGUGUUCUUCUUCCUCUUGAUAUCUUUUGAGUUUUUUUGUACAUUACCUGUCCAUAAUGUUAGUGCAAUAUUCAAUUAUAUGUAAACCCUUUAUUUUUAAGAUGUUGAUAUAUUCUAAAUAUAUGUAUAAAAUAAAACAUUUCUUUGCAACUUU